AUGUCGCCACCAAUCAAUCUCAAAGAAUCUAUAGAUGCUGUCGUCGAGAAAGUAUUCGACGCUGUUGUCAAGGAAGCGUUCGACGCUGUUGUCAAGGAAGCAUUCGAUGCUGUUGUCAAGGAAGCCUUCGACGCUGUUGCCAAGGAAGCGUUCGACGCUGUUAUCGAAGAAGCAUUAGAUGCUGUCGUCGAGGAAGCAUUCGGUGCUGUUGUCAAGAAAGCAUUAGAUGUCGUCUUCGAGGGAGCAUUCGAUGCUGUCGUCCAGGAAGCAUUCAGUGCUGUUUUCGAGGAAGAAGUAUAUGCUGUCGUCGAGGAAGCAUUCGAUACUAUCGUCGAGGAAGCAUUCGGUGCUUAUAUCCUAUGGUCUCUUGUGGAAAUAUAUUUCAUUGAAGCUUAA
Molecule: messenger RNA, 396 nt
Organism: Pecten maximus
Lineage: Eukaryota; Metazoa; Mollusca; Bivalvia; Pectinida; Pectinidae
Exons: 3
Coding region: 1-396 (131 amino acids)
Source: RefSeq, a predicted model, not a curated record